Molecule: messenger RNA, 1549 nt
Organism: Nothobranchius furzeri (turquoise killifish)
Lineage: Eukaryota; Metazoa; Chordata; Actinopteri; Cyprinodontiformes; Nothobranchiidae
Gene: ppp1r14c
Product: protein phosphatase 1, regulatory (inhibitor) subunit 14C
Biological process (GO): regulation of phosphorylation
Cellular component (GO): cytoplasm
Molecular function (GO): protein serine/threonine phosphatase inhibitor activity
Source: RefSeq, a predicted model, not a curated record
CCUUAAAUAGCACCUGUUUAAAAGCUCCGCACAUUCUCUUGUCUGCUGUGCAGCACGCCGUCUCGCACAAGCACCGCAGACUCUCCCCCUGCCCCUCCUCAUUCACACACUUUUAUUUAACACUCGGACCCCUCUCAUCUUCGCCAUGUCGGCCGCCAGCACCGAGACCAGCGCUCCACCUCUGCCCACCGCCGGCAGCCGCGUCUUCUUCCAAGCUGCGCCCGGAGUGGGCUGCGUGGGCUCCGGGCCCAUCGCCGGGGACGACCCGGUCCAGAAGAGGCAGGGGAAGGUGACGGUGAAAUAUGACAGAAAAGAGCUGCGGAAAAGACUUCUCCUGGAGGAGUGGAUCAUUGAGAAACUCAGCGACCUGUAUGACUGUGAGGAGGAGGAGAUGCCAGAGGUAGAGAUCGACAUUGAUGACUUGUUGGAGAUGAACAACGAUGAUGAUAGAGCGAUCAAACUGCAGGAAUCACUAAUAGACUGUGGCAAACCAACAGAGGACUUUGUCCACGAGUUGCUGGGUAGGAUAAGGGGAAUGAGAAAACUCAGCGCUCCAAGCAAGAAGGCCCUAUAAUGGCUUUUGUUGGCCAAUCAUCAACCAUAUACAAUGUCACUGCAGCUCCGCCUACUUUAUACACUCAGUACGUGCCGUCAUCACACCGAAUAAUUCAUCCAAACAAUAGUGGCUGACCUGCAACCUGCAAAGCAUUCAACAUCAAAUCCAAGAAUUAGCACUAGUUAUUGGUAUCACACGCACAAACAAGAGGUAUAAAAACAUUUUACCUGAAUGUGCCAGAAAAUAAAACUGUGCUUUAGCCUGAAUAUGAACCCUUAAUUAUACAUCACAAGGUCAUGUUUAAAAAAAAAUGGGCAAAUCUCAUAAAUGGGGUUGAAAAAUAGUUGCAGUAAGUCUAAAAUUAGCUGUAGCCCUAUGUAAACACUGUGCUUUAUGAUGUUGUUUUCAAUUGGGGUUAUCUGUUGUUACGUCUUUUUCUAAAUAAAAUGUGUGUCACCAUUUAUUGUUCAUGUGAAUGAAAUGUUUUGAUUUUUUAUGACUUCCUUCCCUUUAUUAUGGCAACACGUACUUAAAUGAGGGGGUGGGGUGGUUUGAUUUCAAAGCACAACAUGUUAAAUGCAUCUGUUCUGUCUGUUUGUGAUGUUUAAACGCUGGAGAAAAAAGAAGAGACAUUUUUGCAAACCUAUAGCUAAAAUACUGUUAAUGUUUUUGAUGGUUACCCAUUAUUCUGUAUGUUUUGCCACAGCAAGGCAUGAUGGGUGCUGUAGUUCUCCAGGAGGCUACAAAAACCUCAAUGAUUGGCAGCUUUUCACUGAUUGUGUUUCAUGGCCGUCUGAUGAUCUUUCAGGUUUAAACACAAAGACCUGACCUUGUCGUUGUUUUGUUGACUUCUGCUGGCUUGUUUCUCUGACAGAGGGUGAUGUUGCCUAUAAGAACUUUCAGACCUUUUUUUUUUUUUUUGUUUUAUUCUGCACCAAACCUCAACAACUGAUGUCCUAGAAAUAAACAUGUCAGGUCAGGACCUGAAAUGUC